AUGCGUUGGAUCGACGGACUUGCCUUAACCCUACUGAUCGUCGACUCAUGGAGCUCGUUCAAGGACCAUGAAGCGAUUCAGGGUGCUUUACCAACUGGCAAGGAGGUGGAAGUGCUCAACAUUCCACCUGAGGCAACCUCCCAAAUUCAGCCUCUAGAUGUAUAUUUUUUCUUACCAUCCAAAGCGAUGUAUAAGCGUAUUGUCUCUUUCGUGAUUGCUCAUGAUCUGGACUGUCAGCCAGACGGCACAGCGCAAAUCACCAGUGCACCUAUCCAAGAAUACGACGCUCCUGUCUCUCCUACACCUUUUAGAGCCUUCCAAAAUCCGGAAAGGAAUCAGAUUCGCAUACAGUACAACCCCACGUUUAUCCAACACACCGCCUUCCACAACGACAAUAGACAAGUCAUCCUAGUUGACAAUUACCAAGACUACGGUAACGUUUACGAACAAAUCUACGACCAACCUUCAACAAGUCAGCAAGUCUAUAAUACCUACGAACAACCCUCUACAAGUCGGCAGUUUUUGAACAACCAACCAAGCGCCGACCCUAUUAUAUCAGACGAUCUAUCUUCUGACAGCCCACCUCGCAGUCCCACACCCAUUCCGGAACAACCCACUCAAGACAGGUCACCCUCACCAACUCCUCCCAUUGAAAAUAUGGAUAUCGGUGAACACCACGUGCCCGCACAACCAGACUCAGUCUUCGAUAAAUUGUGUUUAUCCUCGUAUGCCAGCAAACUCCCCACCUUCUCAGGAGAUAAAGGCGGGGCAGGAUUGAUGAAUUUCUUGGAGAAAUUCAACGAAAUAGGAAAUAUCAUGGGAUUAACCGAAUCCAAAAUGGUUCGUCUUUUGCCAGCACACUUGAAGGGUGCCGCAAAAGCUGUUUUUGAAAACUUUCCUGACACGGACAAGCAAAAUUGGCGUAUAGCAACCAGAAAACUUAGGGAACACUUCUCCACAGAUCAUUUUUUAGACAUGGCAAGGGAAAAAGUCAUGGAAAUGAGAAUGGAACCUGGUGAAUCACCAGUGGUGUUUUCCAAUAGAAUUCGCAAAGAAAUUCUAGACGCGUACCCAAGCUCGCAACUGUCUGAUAAGCGCAAAUUUUUGCAAAAUAUGAUUUUUACUAAUGCUCUGUCCAACCCAAUUAAACAGAGACUGAAACUCCUUGGCUAA
Messenger RNA from Haemonchus placei, 1173 nucleotides. NCBI's taxonomy places the organism in Eukaryota, Metazoa, Nematoda, Chromadorea, Rhabditida, Trichostrongylidae. The record is from the annotation of a GenBank genome assembly.